AAUCGAUCUUCAAUCCUACACCAUUCUUACUUGUACAUUACCUACCCCCUGUCCACCUCUUCUCCUCCCUAUUAAUAAACACCUACUCGAACAACCUACACGCAUACAUGCGGUAACCACAGCAUAAACCGACAUCAUAAUAAUGUCCAACUCAUUACCUCCCAACACAAGGAGACCGCCAAUCUUCCUCCUCAAAACCCCGACGACGCCUCGUGACUUGUACGAUGAAUACUUCCGACGACACAAUGACUUCCCAUCCUCAUUGUCCUCGUCGGGAAGCGCAGAGGCACAUGGCUUCAAGCCGGUUUUUGUACCUGUGCUCUCGCAUCGAUUCCACGAGCUUAAUUUAUCUAUUCUAAAGUCAUACUUCCAGAGUUCACAGGUUGCGAUGACAAUGGCAACGGCGGGGGAGACGUCAUUUAUUGGUGACACACUAAGUAAAAAGAAAUACGGAGGCAUGAUUUUCACGAGCCAGCGAGCCGUGGAGGCAUUUGGGCAUUGUUUGGCAAAUAACAUUCCAAUUGAGGCAGCAACGGCAGCAUCUAAAUCUAUGAUCCUGUACACCGUCGGCCCCGCGACGACUCGUCUCCUCACGCCCCUGCGCGACAAAUACCUGCCCUUUGCAACGAUAUACGGUGAAGAGGCAGGCAAUGGCGAGAAUCUAGCUCGAAUGAUCCUUGAGCAUUACAAUCCGCGCCACAACCACUCCGACGGAAAAGGAAGUGAUAAGCCGGGAUUGCUGUUCCUAGUCGGCGACCAACGCCGCGAUGUCAUACCCAGGACUCUAAUGGAUCCAGCACUAGACGAAGCGCAGCGGAUUAUUGUUGAUGAAUUGGUGGUGUAUGAGACGACGGAAAUGGCUGGGUUUGAGGAUGCUUUUCGGGGUGCGGUUGAUGCUGGGGAGCGGGGUUACAGGGAUAGAAGCGGUGAUGGUCAGAGCGAUGAGGAGGAGAGUAUGUGGGUGGUCAUAUUCUCGCCGACGGGGUGCGAUGCGGUCCUUCGAACUCUUGGCAAGUUACCCUCGAGUACGUCUGUAGAGGGUACGAAGACGGUAACGAAGAAGAAGUGUUUGAUAGCAACAAUCGGCCCCACUACAUGCGACUAUCUGCGCACGAAAUACGCGGUUGAGCCGGAUGUAGUUGCUAAGCGGCCUAGUCCGGAGGGAGUGGGAGAGGCAAUUCGGGCGUAUUAUCAAGGGGAAGUGUAAGAGUAACAUAUGGGGUGUAUAUAUCGACAUUAAGUACCUAUCGGCGACGAGAAACGUGAAAAUGCGUUUGUACAGGCAAUGAUGUUAGUAUUGAAGACCAGAAGAUACCUUGACUG
This is a messenger RNA of Talaromyces proteolyticus, 1323 nucleotides long. RefSeq names its product tetrapyrrole biosynthesis, uroporphyrinogen III synthase. The record is from RefSeq and is a predicted model, not a curated record. Gene Ontology annotation, biological process: uroporphyrinogen III biosynthetic process. The transcript has 2 exons. The coding region runs from base 143 to 1207 and encodes 354 amino acids. Lineage: Eukaryota; Fungi; Ascomycota; Eurotiomycetes; Eurotiales; Trichocomaceae. Gene Ontology annotation, molecular function: uroporphyrinogen-III synthase activity.